Geodia barretti is the source of this 2632-nucleotide messenger RNA. Lineage: Eukaryota; Metazoa; Porifera; Demospongiae; Tetractinellida; Geodiidae. The record is from the annotation of a GenBank genome assembly.
AAUGCGUGGCUGUGCACGCCCCAUGUGUGUCCCGCAUGCAGUGUGAGAACGAGUCAGUAGACGGCCAUACGUGCCUAUUUGUGAUCGGUAGCUACUAGACAACUGGCGUGCGGACGUACGUUGCUCGGAGGGACCGUGCAACCGAAAGCUGCCCGUGAAUUCUGCAACGAAAGACCAGGAUCGACUUGUGUUACAGCCUAGGGUCUUCACUUCGACGCCGCCGGAGAUGGGAGGAAAACAGAGCAGAGACAGUGCCAGUCAGAGUCGAGCUCUCUUCAGUGUUCGGUCGGCGAGCCUCGACUCCAUCAGUACGUCGGUGAGCCAGCGGACGCUCCAGUCAACGGGCCCGGUGUUCCCCCACUCCCCUUCCCUCGAUGCCAUUGGUCAGCAACACGCAGAGACAAAUGGCCGAGUCACGGACCAAAGAUUCGAAGGGAAACACUUAUGUUCUGCUCGAAACAGCCUCCGUUACAACUGCAGAGAGUGCGUUUCCCCAAGUCUCAACGACCGAGAAGAAGGAAUUGGAACAUGAAGGAGGAGUCGGGCAAGAGACGAGUGGCGACAAGCCGCCCGCACAGGGGAAUGGAGGAGAGAUGACGGGGUCAAAGUCCGGCCGGAGAACCAGCGGAGGGGGUCACCUGACAUCGUCCUUGCCAGCAGAGAGUGAGAAGUGUGCCCCGGUGACUUCUGGGAGUGUGAGCGGUGGAGGAGGUGUGUCCACACGGACAGCCACGGAGCUGGCGAGCCGAAAAGACUCGAGACACCAAAACACGAAUAAGAGCAAGUUGGUUCAGAGGGUCCUGCCAACGCGGUCCCAGUCCUCCAGAGCUGCAGUCAAACCAGCCACAGCUGUGGUGGCGCCGGAGCAGAGGCAAAUGGAGAGAGAAGUUCAGCAGCUACUCAAAUCCAUGCUCAAGCAGCAGCAACAGCAGCAACAACAACAACAGAAGGAUCCAGAGUCUCCUCAAACCACCACCAAUAACACUGACAGCAAAGACACUCCUUUGCCGCCUUCCAGUGCCCAGCUACCAGAAUCACUACUACAAUGCUCACCCCAGGAGCUAAAUCAUCUUGCCUCCUACAUAUGCCACACAAUCAAGGACACCCUGCAGAGCUCUCUGGUCGAACAGGCUCUCACGGCACAACAGAAAAAGUCAAUGACGGCGGGAAGAGAGACGGAAACGACCACCGCAUCGAUGCCUUCAGAAGAUCCAGUGAGUGACAGAACACUCUCGGCGGGAGCAGCUGACGGGUCAGAGUCCCCGAGACACAGUGGUGGGAGUGGGGUGGGGUCUGGAGCAGAACGGUGCCUGGUGGGGAGAGAGCCGGAGGAGAGGGUACAGAGACGAAGACACAAACGACAGCGAAGAGAGAGACCCGUGUCCAGCCCAGGAGUAUACUGCGACGAUGAGCUGCACACCAACGUCGGUGAUCCACAGACCAGUCAGAGUGGUGUCACCGGCGGUGUCGGGUCCCCACAAAGUCCGUCCCAUGAGCUGCAGUCACAGACUCACAGCAACGAGGAGUCAUACUAUCACAGAUGUGCAGGGGAGCAGUCACCUGACACCAAUACUUGCCGGGCCUGCAAGCAGCACAGCAGAAAGUUUCGCUCACCCAACGCAGACGAGCCGCUCCACAGAGCCGAGCAGAGAAGAAAAAGAACCGGUAGAUCAAAGGACGUCCCUGUCGACGUUUCGUUAGACGACAAUUGCCCCGGGGUGAACCUCAUUAGGCGAAGAUAUACCCACCGACAUGUUGUGUGCGAUAACUGUCUGCAGAGCAUUGGGAAAGAUGCAGUCUGUGGGAGACAGAGUAGACGACCACGGCAGAAACAGCAAUCAACAGUUUCCUCGGAGGUCCCCUGUGGUAACGAGCUAAAACUGAGCUCUCACAACAACCGACAGGAGGUGCAGGGUGUGGGGGAAGGCUCUGGGUUCAUCACGCUCUACCAGUUGAGAACGGUUGCUCAGAUUUUGCAGGAGAGCACUGGCUGCGUGGACGACAACGUCACGCAACAUGAGAGAGAGCACCAGAAGCCCACGGGGCCUCCCAAGUCCCAGUCGUUCCGUCACGAGAGACGGCAGCACAACCAGUUUCGGGUCAACAAGAGCAAGAGAAAGAGUGUUGUAUUUGACGACUGUUUAUCUGUGGCUCAGUCUUCAGAGCUAGAGCACGAUGUAGUCGGCCCUUCGUCUCCAGAGCAGAGACUUUCCCACCUCAAGGAGCUGGCAUAUCCAACGAAAUCUCGUUCCGGCAGGGACAGCCCCGCGACUGAUAUGGCUGUUAUUGACCUGAGUGUGGACAGUCCCCGUAUGCUUCGGCCGUUGGACCCCAGACUAAAGGAGGCUGCCACUAUCGCAAUUCACGCCGAGGACUCUCCGAACAAGAUAACACACCUUCACCACCACUACCACCACAUAAUACACCACGGGGAACCUUAAUAUUUUGUUUGCUCAAUUAUUUUUUGAAACCCCAUUUUUUGUCAGAUUGUCAGUACACUUAAUUGCCACCUCUUCCGUGUCACGCUGUGUAAAAAAUAUUCAGAUGUGCCAUAUUGGUUUGUACAGAUAUAUACCACAGUCAUAAGUCUCAUCAUCAUGUUUCCAGUGCACCCUUCAGAAAUCAAAAGAAA